Messenger RNA from Rotaria sordida, 288 nucleotides. The record is from the annotation of a GenBank genome assembly. Lineage: Eukaryota; Metazoa; Rotifera; Eurotatoria; Philodinida; Philodinidae.
AUGAGUAUAUUUAUGAAACAUUUGCAAAUUUUCAUUCAAAUGAACGUUAAUCAUAGUUUGACAACAUCAUUAUAUCGUGAUAGUACGGGAUUUUUACUUUUAUUACUUAUUGGUAAUAAAAUAGAUUUAGUUACACAUCGAAAUAUCGAUUCAAUUCGUGUAGAACAAUUCGCUAAUGUACUAGAAAAAUAUUAUCGAAAACAAUCUUUACAAAUAUCAUCAAAGAAAAACAUCAGUAAAAUUAAUGAAAAAAUUAUUCAAUAUUCAAAAGACAUUCUGUUCUUGUAA